Eurypyga helias (sunbittern) is the source of this 1268-nucleotide messenger RNA. Its product is annotated as laminin subunit alpha-3-like. The record is from RefSeq and is a predicted model, not a curated record. The transcript has 12 exons. NCBI's taxonomy places the organism in Eukaryota, Metazoa, Chordata, Aves, Eurypygiformes, Eurypygidae. Gene Ontology annotation, biological process: axon guidance. The annotation marks the transcript as partial. Gene Ontology annotation, cellular component: basement membrane.
CCUGCAAUUGCCAUGGACAUGCCACUGAUUGCUACUAUGAUGCUGAUAUUGAUCAGCGUCGAGAAAGCUUAAACAUCCAUGGGCGUUAUGAAGGUGGAGGAGUCUGCAUUAACUGCCAGCAUAACACAGCUGGUAUUAAUUGUGAGAGGUGUGCAAAAGGUUACUAUCGGCCUUAUGGUGUUCCAGCAGGAGCUCCUGAUGGCUGUAUACCCUGCAGCUGUAACUCGGAGCAUGCAGAGGGCUGUGAGGAAGGGUCUGGCCACUGCUUCUGUAAGCCAAAUUUCCAGGGAGAAAACUGUGAACGCUGUGCUGAUGGAUUCUAUGAUUAUCCGUUUUGUGUCCGUGUUCCUGUAUAUCCUUUUACUUCUCCAAAUCCAAGAGAUGCUAUGGCUGGUGACAUAAUAGUGUGCGAAUGUGACUGGGAGGGUACCCAACCGGAAAUCUGCGAUUUUCUCGGGAGGUGUCUUUGUCGCUCUGGGAAUGUAACUGUGAUGCUGUUGGCUCAGUGGAGAAUACAUGUGGUCCUAGAGGUCAGUGUCUGUGCCAUAGUAACUACGCUGGACUUAGAUGUGACCAGUGUGCUCCAGGUUACUACAGCUAUCCCAGCUGCUUGCCUUGUCAGUGCUCUCCUGACGGUUCCCAGCACAGCACGUGUGAGCCGACGGUGGGGCAGUGCCAGUGUCGGCCGGGCGUCGCGGGGCAACGGUGCGACCGAUGUCUUUCUGCGGCCGCCAGCUUCCCCCACUGCAAAAGGCUAUUGUCAAUGUCUUCAGCAUGUUGAAGGUCUUACCUGUAGUAAAUGCAAACCGUUGUACUGGAACCUGGCCAAAGAAAACCCUGAGGGAUGUACAGCGUGCCAGUGUGAUGUGAGUGGAACACUAAGUGGAGUCGGAGAAUGUCAGCAGGAAAACGGGCACUGUUACUGCAAAUCUAAUGUUUGUGGAGACUCCUGUGACACUUGUGAAGCUGGUUAUUAUGCUCUUGAAAACAAGAAUUAUUUUGGCUGCCAAGGCUGCCGCUGUGAUGUUGGAGGAUCCCUCAGCCCAGCAUGUGCCGAGCCCUCGGGUGGCUGCCAGUGCAGGGCGCACAUCGUGGGGACAGCCUGUCAGGAGCCUGAAAAAAACUAUUUCUUCCCUGAUCUGCACCACAUGAAGUUUGAGAUUGAAGAUGGUACUACUGUCGAGGGAAAGGAAAUUCGCUUUGGCUAUGAUCCUCAGGAAUUUCCUAGCUUCAGUUGGAGAGGAUAUGCCCAGAUGUCCGCUAUACAA